CAUGAGAUGCAAAACAAAUUUAGCUCCAUCCUGCGAAAUAGAUCCAAUAUAAAAUAAUGCUCUUCUAUAUCAAUUCGAAAUAAAUAUUUUAUUGCAGCAGCAAAGAUGCCUGUAUAUCCAGUCAAAGAAUGUGAAGCAGCUCUAGUUCCUAGAGUUAAAACAAUAAGUAUUUAAUCAAUUGCACUUAAAUACGACGCAUAAUUAAAUGAUUAUGGCAAAAUCCUAUCUGAUGAUGAUUGUGCCUCUUGAUAAGUUUAAAAAUAGUACCAAAUUUCUAACAGGUUAGCAUCCAAGUGAAGUCAUCCAUUCUCCAAUGGAGAGCAAUACUAAAUUGCUCAACUAACCCAUAAUACAACUAACCUAUAAGUAAAUUUCUUAAUAAUAAUGUCUUCCUUAACUAAGGUUUAGAUGCUUCUACAGUAUAUUUAUUAUAGGUAUAAGUAUAAAUAAAUAGAAUCUAUUGAUCUGA
This is a messenger RNA of Paramecium octaurelia, 469 nucleotides long. The record is from the annotation of a GenBank genome assembly. NCBI's taxonomy places the organism in Eukaryota, Ciliophora, Oligohymenophorea, Peniculida, Parameciidae.